Stylophora pistillata is the source of this 1762-nucleotide messenger RNA. RefSeq lists its product as uncharacterized. The record is from RefSeq and is a predicted model, not a curated record. NCBI's taxonomy places the organism in Eukaryota, Metazoa, Cnidaria, Anthozoa, Scleractinia, Pocilloporidae.
CAACUGGUUACAUUAGACCUUGAUUCUAAGCCGACCACAAUUCUCUGUCAAAUGGGGGAUUUUGGAUGCGGAGAUGGGGGAUGGACGCCUGUAAUGAAGACUGACGGCACCAAGGCAACGUUUCACUAUGACGCUCACUACUGGAGUGAUAAAAACGAAUACAACGUCCCCGGCGGAAGGACUGGGUUCGAUUCAGAAGAGACCAAGUUACCGACCUAUUGGAACACACCUUUCUCCAAGAUCUGUCUCGGUAUGAAGAUCAGUGGACAGCUCAGGUUUAUUGCCUUUAACAGGGAGGCAAACUCUCUGCACUCACUGAUUGCUGACGGAACCUACCGCGCUACUUCAUUGGGUCGAAACGAGUGGAAGAAAUUGAUUGGCGCGGAGGGUUCUUUGCAAUUGAAUUGUAACAUGGAGGGCUUCAAUGCUGUGGGUGACGCAAGUGAUCUUUCAAGAGCAAGAAUCGGUUAUAUCGCUAACGACGGUCAAAACAACUGUGACACUUGUGAUUCCAGAAUUGGGUUUGGAGGUGGAGGAAAUCCCGAUGACUCCAAUACGUGUGGAAACGCAGCAUCAUAUUUCCCAGAUAAUGGUGACAGAAAUAUCAAAGCCAUAGGAUAUAUUUUGGUGCAGUAAACUCUUUCAAUCCAUGUAUGACCUUAGCUGGAACUUGCAAAGAACGGGGGAGGGGAGGUAAGGGUUCUGAAAGAAAAAGCCCUUUUCCAUCUUUCUAUCCCCUCCCCCAUAUUUCCUCAAUCGCUCGAGUGAGAACUUGCUAAGCAGACUAGAGAUCACUUGCCGUCUCCUUGACAAAUAGAUUCUAUUUACCAUGAUAAGCGUAGUAAAACUAAAAAAUAGCAUUAUUCUUCCCCGCUUUAAGGGCAAUCAAGUUUACUCGUAUUGCUGAUAUUUUCAUUUUCGUAAUUACCAGUCCGGAAUCGUUAUCAAAUUUGAUAACCCCUUGACGUUGCAACACGUCGACAAUUUCAGAAAUAGAAGACUUUCGUAUCAACUUCGAAAUGUUCGCUGUUUCCCCUUUAUUCGCCAUUUUUACGUUGAUCGGGGGAAUGGGUCGAGUCAGUAGGCGCAAGACACGCUGGGGCGACUUUAGGGGGACGCGUUUCAAGAUGGCGGCGAAGAAGGAAAGCGUUGGUGACACAAUAACGCUUACUGAACAAGAUAUUCCUGGAGCAGAGCUCCCAAAGCCCCCUAAAAAUUGCAGGGGGGCAAUAUUAAAACGUUGGUUGACCUGCAGAGGAGCGAAAUUUUCGGGUACAAGGAAUUAAUUCAUCAAAAGGUCAGUAUUUUGUCGAACUACUAUCAUAGUAUGUACCAAAAAUUAUAUCGGAAAUCAGUGAAUAGAUACUGUUCAUCGCGUUUACUGAAGAUGGCGGUCAUCAAGGAGUGAUAGAAACAAAAUUUUGGGCAGAGUAGUAGUAGGGCAGUUAAAUGAAACGUUUGAUUAAAGUAUGUUUUUCAACUUUGCCUUAAAUUUUAGGUUGGUAAAUGAAUUUUUUGGAGUCAAAAAAAAUUAUGGAGCUGAUCUUCAAUCUACUUUCUUUCGAUGUGACUGUUAUUUAUCGUAAUGCAAACGGCAGGAAAAAAGUGCAUUGGGUUGGUCUUGAGUUUAGUCUAACUCAGUCGCCAACCGCCAUUUUGUGUUUUCGCCGAUGCUUUUAAUCUUUCUGUAUAUUAUUCGAACAUUUUUUAGUCUAAUUAACGAUCUAUUACUACUGUACUAUACUUUGUAGUUUGUAAGGAA